AUGACAGUGACCCGUGUGAGAACAUUGUUUUGUGGUUUCGUCUUUUUCUAUUGCUUAAAUCUUAUUGAGUGUCAGGAAACAGGAAAUUUAAAAAAUAUUCUAAACGAAAUAUUCGAAACACAGAAAUACGACAAACGAAUACGCCCUGUGAGAAACGAGUCCCGAUCAAUUGAUGUCAGCGUUUCUUUGUUUGUUUUAGGGAUAAAUUACCUGAAUGAGAAAACCGGGGUUUUUUCCGUAACAGGUUUUCUUUUGGUACGUUGGAGAGAUGAGUUUCUUGUUUGGGAGCCUAAGCUAUACAACAACGUGUCUUCGUUUACCAUACCCCAAGAUAGCAUUUGGAUACCUGACUUAUUUCUCAGGAAUGGGGUAAAAGAAGCAACUGGUUUAGGUGGAGAUUUCUAUUAUUUACCCGUCAGUUAUACGGGCGACGUUAUGUGGUGGCCGUUCUCGGUCUUUAAUGCUCACUGCCAAGUUGAUGUCGCAUUUUUCCCGUUUGAUACUCAAACCUGCCGACUGAUGUUUUCUAUUUGGAACCAUAAGUAUAAGCAAGUGAACAUUGCAAAAACUGAAAAAUACGUGGGUACAUACCAUUUCUUUGAAAACGGAAUAUGGUCUAUUGCAGAAAACAAAAGUUAUUUAGAGCUUGACGAAGUUGGGGAAUACAGCCAGCUCAAUAUUUCAUUUACCUUGAAAAGGAAGAGUUGGUUUUAUCUUUGGAAUUUAAUUAAGGUCUUCCUUAUUCCUAUAAUUCUGUUGGGAUUUUUAAAGAUCUUUGCGUUCCUUGUUCCUGCUGAAAGUGGAGAGAAGGUUUCAUUUGCGGUGACCCUUUUCCUAUCGUACGGGGUAUUUCUGAACUUGCUCACCUCAUCUUUGCCUGAAAAUUCGGACUCGGUUUGUCUGGUUUGCUUAUAUAUGGUGAUUCAGCUAACUCUCGGAGUCUUGCUUAUCGUCAUUGUAAACAUGCAGGUACUAAUCUGUAAUCGAGAAAAACACCUCCUAUUUUCGCGAUAUGAAAUGCGUCUGAUACUGCUUUUCAAGAAGAAAUCUCUACAAGGAUGCAACAGAGGACUCAACGUAAGGGAUACUGAUUGGACGCUAUUGUCGUCUGCUAUUGACAAAAUGAUGUUGAUUGUAAUGACAACAUUUGAGUUCUUUUUGAUAAUUGUAUUCUUUGUUAUGUUCUAUGUAAAUGUUUAGAAUGCAGCAAAUCCUCGAAGAGUUUGGUCUUGUAAAUCCAAGAAAGAUAAAAUUGUAUAUGUAAGUAUAAUUAUUUACUAUUUAACGUAUUUUUAAAAAAAUGUAAAAGAACAGAUAACCCUUCUGAAAUCGAACUUCGUUUAAUUUGAUGUCGAAGGAAAUUCUUUAGAGAUUCUCCAAAAGAGAAA
Magallana angulata is the source of this 1388-nucleotide messenger RNA. Its product is annotated as acetylcholine receptor subunit beta-type acr-3-like. Gene Ontology annotation, biological process: chemical synaptic transmission; monoatomic ion transmembrane transport; nervous system process. The record is from RefSeq and is a predicted model, not a curated record. Gene Ontology annotation, molecular function: transmembrane signaling receptor activity; extracellular ligand-gated monoatomic ion channel activity; neurotransmitter receptor activity. Gene Ontology annotation, cellular component: neuron projection; membrane; synapse. Bases 1 to 1200 code for a protein of 399 amino acids. The transcript is spliced from 2 exons. Lineage: Eukaryota; Metazoa; Mollusca; Bivalvia; Ostreida; Ostreidae.